This is a messenger RNA of Microsporum canis CBS 113480, 1281 nucleotides long. RefSeq names its product YagE family protein. The record is from RefSeq and is a predicted model, not a curated record. The coding region runs from base 1 to 1281 and encodes 426 amino acids. The transcript has 3 exons. Gene Ontology annotation, biological process: positive regulation of mitochondrial translation. NCBI's taxonomy places the organism in Eukaryota, Fungi, Ascomycota, Eurotiomycetes, Onygenales, Arthrodermataceae.
AUGUUCGUUCGUCGAAUUUUAUUCGCACCUAGAGAAUGUGCAUUACUCAAGAACUCCGUUCACCGAAAUAUCUAUUUAGCGCCUUUUGGGAGGCCUCUUGAUACUACCUUGGGUCGCAAUGCCUUCCAUUAUUUCAAUAGGAAGCUUGAACAACAAACCGCAUCCCCUGAGCUAGGGAAACCGUUGGCUCAACAAGGAAAGAUAGAGCCAUCCAGGGGAAAACGGACAUCACGAUCCCCUGCUGGGAAGACAUCUUUACGACGUGCAGCUGUUGAAGCGCAAAUAUCUAAAGAUGUCAGGCGGCAGCCGGUAUCACCGGAAAUACUCUCACCGGAGCCAAAGGUUGUCACUGCAUACGCUGUUGCCGAACGGUUCGAUAUUGCCAAAGUUAUGGAAAUACUUCUAGCGAAGGGAUAUGAGCCAGAUCCUCUGGAAACCGGGCUUUACCCACAAGUUGUCCAUAUCCAAGUUCCGCUUGAUUCAAUACGGCGGACUACAAGCUUAGCAUCAUCAGAUCUACCUCCUGACGAGGUUGGGGAUGUGUUUGUAUUCCCCUCGGGGACUGUUGUAUCGUGGUCACUUCCGGAGAAUUUCGCGUCAUAUCUAGCUACCACAGUGCUACUACCAGCUGCCGAAAAUCCGCACAUAGAACGGAUAGAGACGGAAGAUCUCGAUUAUGUUGAAGAUCCUCAGAGAGACAACAGCUUAAUGAAAGGCGAUGUAAUCAUCUUGGGCACACAUCCUGGCCCCGAAGACCAGAGGCUGCAAGACAGCCGAUCCGCGAAUCGAUCUUCAGUCGACACGGUACUCACAAAGAUCGCAUUUUCCUCAGGUCUUGCUCGGAGUACGAAGUUGGCAGUACUGGAGAGCUUGUUACUAAAUUAUUUUGAUUCUACCCGAAAUAUACCCACACAGCUAUCAAAGGGAUCUCGAUUACCGUAUACACGCAGUUUCAUAUUACGCAAAACAGGUCAACUACUAAGUCUAAGGGCACAGUUGAACCUUUAUUCAGAAUUAACAGACUCCCUACCAGAUAUCUUCUGGGAUAGCAGACACGAGCUUGGGUUGGAAGGGAACUAUGACCAAGUCGGAAAAGCACUAGAUGUUGGAAUCCGGAUCAAGGUGUUGAACGAGAAAAUGGACUACGCGCAAGAGAUCGCCAGUGUGCUGCGUGAGAGACUGAGUGAAACUCAUGGGCUCCGGCUGGAAUGGACUAUCAUUCUCUUGAUUGCGGUGGAGACUUAUUCAACAUUUCUACAUAAGCGGUGGAUACUGGCUUAG